This is a messenger RNA of Rhinichthys klamathensis goyatoka, 1693 nucleotides long. It is a transcript of the gene grapb, whose product is annotated as GRB2 related adaptor protein b. The transcript is spliced from 6 exons. The coding region runs from base 415 to 1059 and encodes 214 amino acids. Gene Ontology annotation, molecular function: protein binding. Lineage: Eukaryota; Metazoa; Chordata; Actinopteri; Cypriniformes; Leuciscidae. The record is from RefSeq and is a predicted model, not a curated record.
UGAUGUUCUGAUCUGGUCACUGCUUUUCUGCUCUCUUUAAUUUUCUCUUUUUUCUUUUCUCUCACUCACUUUCUCUCUCUCUCCUUCCCCCUCCACUGCACAGCUGUACUGGCAGACACACAUAUUCUCUCCGUUUCUCUAUCAACAUUGUGCUUCCUCAGUUUUUCACUCAAUGUUUUUUGUCGCUCCAGUUUUUCUGCGCUGAAGGCUGUACUCAUCGUCCUUCUACAGAUUAUUCUUCUCAUUCACCCUCUCCAUUCUACAUCUCCAUCAUUCUUUUUUAAUAAUCUUUUCAUCUUUUUCCAUUUGUGCUCAUCCUUUCCCAUCCCUUUUUUUCUCUUCCCUCUUUCUUGUCUUCAUCCUGGUCUCAUCUCCACUUCACUGCCUGUUAUUUUCUCUUCUGUUCUUUCUUCAAUGGAGGCUGAGGCUCUUUACAGUUUCAGAGCGAGUGAAUGUGAUGAACUCAGUUUCCAGAAGGGUGACAUCCUGAAGGUGACAAACAUGGACGACGAUCCAAACUGGUACACAGCUGAGCUGUUGGGUAGGCGGGGCUAUGUACCGAAGAACUAUAUCAAUGUAAGACCUCACACGUGGUUUGUGGGUGGAAUAUCACGGCAGGCUGCAGAAAACCGCCUGAGACCGCUGGAGUGUGGAGCAUUUCUCAUUAGGGAGAGCGAGAGCACACCGGGAGAGUUCUCUGUGUCUGUCAGUUACGGGGACCACGUGCAGCACUUUAGGGUUUUGAAGGAUGGAUUAGGGCAGUACUUCAUAUGGGAUGAAGUCUUCAGCUCCCUCAACCAGCUGGUGGACUUCUACAGAAUCAACAGCAUUGCCAAAGAGAGGACCGUCUUCCUGCAAGAGCCCGAGGGAUCAUUAGCUAGGCCACGCCAUGCCCAUGCCCUCUUCGACUUCACAUCUCAUCAUGCGACUCAUCUACGUUUCCUGCGCGGUGAUGUCAUUGAUGUGCUGGACUGUUCGGACGCUCAGUGCUGGAGGGGGCGGUGCCGGGGAAGAGUGGGCGUUUUCCCACCAGAGUAUGUGCAGCCAAUUUACCACUGAACUUUAGCUAUACCCUGAGACUUACUCAUCCAUUACACACACUCUCCAUAAGUCUGAAGGUGAACUAAGUCAAAUGCAUCAAUGUUUGGUGUAUCAGGUGAUUAAGGUUUGAAUUAAACCUUAUGUGUCAUGGUCAGCAUUUGCCCAUCAAUCUCUUUGUAAAUCAUUUUUUAGCAAAUCAGGAAGCAAUUCUAACUUGUCAACAAACCAGUUUUGUAACACCCUUAAGGAUUAUAACAGUUGACUAUUGAGUGACAUUUACUCGCUGAUCAGCCAUCAUCUGAGCUUCCUGUCUAUUCUUCUUUCAAAUACUUUCAAGUCCUUUCAAAUGGAAGGAGUUUUAUUGCUCUUAAUUAAUGUUUUUAAUUGAUAGACAUAAAAAACCAUCAUUUUUUUUUCACACCUACUAUAUAUUCCCUCUUUUAAAGUGAACAUUCAUAUUAAAGUUGUACAUACUUGGAAAAUGUUCUUUCUCUUUUUUUUUAGAAACAUACAUUAAUGGCAAUUUUGGUGAUUUAAAAAAUCCAAUCCUAGAUUGAUAUUCAGAGACAACGUUAAAUAAUUUGCACAUUGAUUUCUUUGUAAACACUGUGGCUUUGUGGUGCUAUAAAAACAUUUGCUCAGCCAAUGGCGU